Saprolegnia parasitica CBS 223.65 is the source of this 777-nucleotide messenger RNA. RefSeq lists its product as hypothetical. NCBI's taxonomy places the organism in Eukaryota, Oomycota, Saprolegniomycetes, Saprolegniales, Saprolegniaceae. The transcript has 3 exons. The coding region runs from base 1 to 777 and encodes 258 amino acids. The record is from RefSeq and is a predicted model, not a curated record.
AUGGGUGGCACGACCGUCGUCGCUGUCGAGGAGGUCGACGGUCGGCUCCGGAUCACGGUCUCGUCCGACCAUUUGCCGCUCGUCGCGGACGAGAUCAUUUUGGCCACAGGGUCGGACGUCGACGUGACCCGCGACCCGCUCUUCCGCGAGCUUCUUCCGCUGGGCGUGACGACGACCGGAGGGUUUCCGAACGUGGACGAAGACCUCCGCAUUGCGCGCGACGUGGAUGUGUUUCUCAUGGGCGGGUAUGCGUCGCUGCGGCUGGGGCCCACGGCCGGCAAUCUCAUGGGCGGGCGCGCAGGCGCCAACCUCCUCUCGGACGUCCUCCUCGACGACCUCUUGCCGCAAAUCGAGCAAACGACGCACCACCAUGUCCGCUGUCUCUGCGGCAAAGAAAACAUAGCACUGCUCCAAGUGAUCGUCGGCUUGAUGGAAGACAACAAGGCGCUCCUGGCGAAGCUGGCGCGCGCCCAGAUGGCCGCGCUUGAGGAGCACGUCCAGAUCUACCACGAGUGCGUGAGUGGUAUGAUCGCGCUCACGGGCGCGCACCCGCUGACGAACCAGGUUGCGGUUGCGGUGGACGACGACCUCCGCAUCUCGCGGAAGAAGGCGUUUUACAGCAAGACGCCCAGCACCCUGCCGUCGGCCUUUGUCCAGGACCUAUUUGCGACGGCGUGCAAUGGGAAGGGCGUCGUCGCGUCGGCCAAGAACAUGCAGGUCGCCCUGGCCGCGAUCAAGCGCACGUCGGCCAACCUCAGUGUACGCUCUCCGUUCUAG